This is a messenger RNA of Passer domesticus (house sparrow), 2051 nucleotides long. RefSeq lists its product as uncharacterized. The record is from RefSeq and is a predicted model, not a curated record. NCBI's taxonomy places the organism in Eukaryota, Metazoa, Chordata, Aves, Passeriformes, Passeridae.
CCCUUCUUCUUAUUUCAGAUCCCAGAAGCGAAGGUGAGUGAGCGCAUGGAGAACUUCUGCAUCACCAUGAAGAAAACAAAUGGGUCUGGCUUUGUAGCCACAUCAUUCUGCACUAUACAUCGAGGCUUGGGUCAGAUCCUCAGGAAUGCCGGUGGCAGCUUCUCCACCACCAGCAACGCCUUCAGCUCUUCCACAAGAAAGCUGAAGACUAAGCCUAAAGUCUUGAGCAAGGCUGGCAUGUCUGGUGACUGCUCUCACAGUGUCUGGUUACUUGUUGAUGAGGAAGAGGUGUGGAGGAUAGGAUGCCUGGGAAGUGACAGCCCCACAGCCCUGCUCUGCAAGGGGAAAUACUGCAGCCAGUACCUGAACAUGCAAACCUUGCAGGAGAAGGCAGGCAUAGAGUCUGAUGACAUUGAAUUGCUCAGAGACUCUCAGAACAGGUUAUUUUUUUGCCAGGAUGGUAGCAGGAAGCAAGAAAACAGGCAGAAUACAGACUGUUAUGGCGAGAUCUCCCAUGAGCACAAGCUCUGCCGGUAGUGCCUUCUCUACAAGUACAUGUGCAUACAAGAGCUGACAGCAAGAGAGGACAAGUCACCCCUCUACCUGGUGGUUUGGCAGCAGGUCAGAGGCAUGAGGAAUGUCUGGUACAAGGAGCCAAGGGUGGGGAUCUGCUGUCUCAGAGCUGUCAUCUUCAAGCUGGUGAAGAAACUGGAGCACUGUGAAAAUUUUACUUUUGUCUCCUUCACUAAAUGCUUCCAGGAAGUUUUUCCACCUUGGCAUCUAAGAUAGAGCAACUCUGCCCUCUGUCUGCUCUCAGCAUCCAGCAUCCCAAGAAGUCUCUAGGAUGACGUGAACAAGUUUAGCUGCUUUUAAACAAGACAAAAAAGUGGAAAGACAGGACAGGGCAGAGGAAGGCAGACCACAUGCUGUGGUCCCAUUUUGGGGAUGAAUACUGCUUUUUUUCUGAAGAGCUGGGGAGCAGUGGUCUCCUUCAUCACAACCAGAUCUUCCAAGGGAAGAGCUGGUGGAGAUUUUUUUCCUCACUGGAGGCUGGUAACAUCUAUAGGAUGGAUUUUCCUCCCCAGCAAGCAUAGCUAGGAGAAAGGACACUGAGUUUUGGGGACCAAGAAGCCCUCAAGCUUAAGUACCUAUGCUUUCAGAGGCACUGUACAAAAAUUACUUUCUUGUGAAUCAUAUCUUUUAAUGGUUCACACCUUUAUACACUUGUUUGGCAUAUUGUAAAUACAGUUAUUUUUCAUUACAUGAUCAUUUACACUAGACCUGUAGGCACUGCAAUAAACUACUACUGGUUUACUAAUUAAUAAACAAACAUAUGGAAUUAAUUAACAAAUUAAUAGCAGACAAAAAAAUAGCAUCCCCAAAGGAAAGCAUUUUUGGUCAGUCGUGUAUAAAUGGUGAGCACAUAAUAAAAAAAACCCAGCAGUUUGGGUUUUGGGAAAGGUUUUGAGACAUUUUAAAAGGGGCUUAUAUCAGAAGUCAAAUUCUUGGUCUGACACCCAAACGAUAUAAUUUUCAAAAACUGGUGAUUAGGUAUAAAAAUAAUUGCCUUGAACUUCUACAGCUAUGGCUUGGACCACCUUCUCUUGAGAGGAAAACUUCAUUUCAGCUGGAGUUGUGACAAGCCUUUAAGUCACAAAGACACUCUGGAAGACUUAGCACAGAGCUGAGGAGCAAUAUUUGAUGUGUAAUCAGCUUCUGUUCUAAUGGAAAGGUGUGACUGGGUUUUUAUCUACCCUAUUGCAGUGCUGUGAGAGGACUGGUGAGGUUUACCAUGCCCACUAUACAGAAACUGAUUGUUCUAGAUCAGUAUAACACCUCUCCCCUGCCAUGUCAGAAUAAAGCAGAACACUAUGGCAAAACUGUUGAUCAUCAUCUGACUACUAAUGAGAUGAAAAUAUUUCAACAGAUAUACUUGCAACUGAAAUCUGUAACUCAGCUGGAAUCAGUAAGAUCAUUACUCCUUCACCUAAGUUUUGAAUUUUUUUUCAAUUCCAAGUCCAGUCACUAACUGCAAAAUAAUUAAGGACACA